Mugil cephalus (flathead mullet) is the source of this 1657-nucleotide messenger RNA. RefSeq lists its product as uncharacterized. The record is from RefSeq and is a predicted model, not a curated record. Gene Ontology annotation, cellular component: extracellular region; lysosome. Gene Ontology annotation, biological process: cell-matrix adhesion. Gene Ontology annotation, molecular function: calcium ion binding. Lineage: Eukaryota; Metazoa; Chordata; Actinopteri; Mugiliformes; Mugilidae. The transcript has 13 exons. Bases 93 to 1397 code for a protein of 434 amino acids.
GAGCCUGUGCUUAUAAGGAAGUGAGUCUCCUCUCGUGCACAGUAAGAGAGUUUGAGGCCGUCUGUGAGCAGGUGCAGGUUGAAUCCAAAAGUAUGAGAGUCCUCGUAGUGUUGAUGUGCUUUCUGGCCGGCUGCCUGGCCCAGAAGCCUCACCCGUGCCGGAGCCCUCCUCUUUUGAGCGGGUCCCUCACUGUGUCCACACAGAAUGAAAAGCUGUGGGCUUUCGCCAAGUACCUGUAUGACGGAUUGGGGGAACGGAUCCGGCUCAGGGAGCUGGUGAACUACAAGAACAAGACAUUCACCUAUGACGUCCUGCUGCUCUUCAGAGAGUCAACCAUGUACGAGAUUUCUGAGCGCAACCGCACGUGCAAGAAGAGGCCCUUGAAGACAGAUUUCCAGCCUUGGGCGGUUCCAAAAGACGCUUCCCUGUUGGGCCAGGCUGUUGUGGGCAGCUCGUCUGGACCUGGUCAAGGACUCCUGGUAAACAGCUGGACAGGACAUUUGCCAAACGCGACAGGAAUAUACACCACCACAGUGACUGAGUUUGGAUGCAUUCCCGUCAACACUAAUUACCAAACCUCUCAGUAUGGCUGGGUGGUGACCAGCUUCUUCAACAACAUCAUCGGGAUUUCAGAACCUGAUCUGCUCAACCCUCCAGGCUUUUGCCCUAGCAAAGACAUGGAGGACAGUGAAGUGGAGGCUGCCGACUUCAUCAACCUCUUCAAGACCCGUAGACGAGAGGUGGACUUAAACAUGAGGGUCCUCGUCUUCCUGCUCGCGUGCCUGACGGCGGGCUGCCUGGCUCAGAGACCGAAACAAUGCACAUCGCCGCCGCUGCUGUCCGGAAGCCUCUCCGUGACCUCCGCAAAUGGGAAACUGAUGGCCUACGCUCGGUACAGUUACGAUGCACUGGGAAAACGCAUCCGCCUCCGAGAGUUUGGAUCUUACAACAAUAAGACCUUCCACCUCGACGCUCUUCUCCUGUACAGACAGGGUGUUAUGUACAGGUUAAACUACAGGAACCGCACAUGCGUCAAGAAGCCUCUGUGCGUUGACUUCCACCCUCUGGCGAUUCCCCAGAACGCUACCCUGCUCGGUCAACUCGUGCUAGGCAGCUCCUCCGGUCCAGGACAGGGGGUCCUGGUCAACAGUUGGACUGGCGAGAUGCAUUUGAAAAAGGGAACAGCCAAGUACAUGAACACCGUCACAGAGUUUGGAUGUAUUCCCAUCAGCACUCUGUUUCACACCGACAAGAGUGGAUGGAUGGUAACGAGCUUCUUCAACAACGUCAUCGGGCUAGUGGAUCCUCAGCAGUUCAUCCCGCCGAGCUUCUGUCAGGACGCCGAGCUGGAGCAGGAGGACGGGGAGGACCCGGUCACCUUCUUCAGCUUGUUUUAAAAACACGAGGCCGUGUUUGGAGAUCCAGCGCACAUGAUCCUUUGAGCCGUUUCUUUCACAGCAAUCAUUUUUAUUAUUCAAGACAAUUAAAUCAAACUGAAUUAAUACACGUUGUGGGGCUUAAUAGUCUGCAGGCCAGCGACGGACACCCUUCAUUAUGAUGUGAAAGCUGAUAUGAUUAUGUGUACCGAAUGAUUAUACAGGCAUAGUGGAUGUGAAAUGUUGCAGUUUCCGAUUAAAAUCUCUAUUUUUUGUGUGUA